This is a messenger RNA of Danio aesculapii, 7756 nucleotides long. RefSeq names its product p21 protein (Cdc42/Rac)-activated kinase 6b (gene pak6b). The transcript is spliced from 12 exons. Gene Ontology annotation, cellular component: cytoplasm. Gene Ontology annotation, molecular function: protein serine/threonine kinase activity; ATP binding. Bases 476 to 2299 code for a protein of 607 amino acids. The record is from RefSeq and is a predicted model, not a curated record. Lineage: Eukaryota; Metazoa; Chordata; Actinopteri; Cypriniformes; Danionidae. Gene Ontology annotation, biological process: protein phosphorylation; intracellular signal transduction; regulation of MAPK cascade.
AGAGGUUUAAGUGAACGAGGAUCCAGAACACUAGACGAGUGACUCAGACGAAUGGAGACGCUCCCUGCGCAGUGAACAUGCAGCGGCACGCAGACAGAAGGAACACAGGCCGAGUGUGUGUGUGUGUGUGUUCAUCAGCGCUUCAGUCCGCAGAGAGCCGCUGGUGUCUGUAGUGACCCACAAACAUGCUUUAGCUUCUUUCGUUCUUCAAGUUCUGGAGGAGUUCACAAACACGCAGCUCGCUUGAGUCGUGUUUCACCUCUGAGACAAAAUAAUUAUAAUAAGAGCGUGGCAUUCCUGGACAUGAGUUCUGCAUCAACUUGAGCUUGAUGAAGAGCGGAGACACAGAAGGACGGAGGCGCUGUAUGAAGGAGACGCUGGUGUGUCUCACUCAGGUCCUGUAAUGGUGUUCAGGCUGUGCUGAAGGAGAUGAACGGAUGAACUGAGGGAAACACUCGAUUUACAGGCCAACAGAAUGUUCCAGAGGAGGAAAAAGAAGAAGAGGAAGUUGGAGAUCUCCACGCCUAAGAACUUCCAGCACCGCGUGCACACAUCUUUUGACCCAGUUCAGGGUUGUUUUAUUGGGUUGCCGCCGCAAUGGCAGAGCCUCAUAGAGACGCUGAAGAGACCCAAACCAGUGGUGGACCCGUCCAGCUUCACACAGGUGCAGGUCAGACCACAGAAGAGCAUCGUUCGUGGAAGUUUCAUCGGACACGAGGACUACAUUUCAGCGGCGAUCGCUCAGAUGAGCCGACUCUCCGUCACCAGCUCCAACUCUUUAAGAAGAAGGAGUCCGUCUGUGAGAAAAAGAGCGCAAUCAUUGGGUCGACUGGGGGAAUUAGCAGAAGCAGAGACUUAUGAAUAUCAGGAACUCAAUAAUACCAACCACAGGACGAGUUCAGACUUGCACAGAGGAUCCAGACCGAUCCAGAGUCCACAAACCGAGUCUAAACACUCACCAACAAGAGCUCGAUCCGUUCAUGAAGCGACCAUGUUUACAGGACUGAUGCCCAGAGAUAUUUUACUGCACAGGGCUGGGUGUGAGGGAAACGAUAAUGCUGGGAAUAAACCAAACCAGAGGCCGGUUUCAUGUUUGUACAGCCAAAGUGAUGGAGCCAAACUGAGCUCAGAUCAGCCGAAGAUGGAGACGCAGAGGAGGCCGCAGUCUACUUAUGACUUUAAGACCAAUUCUCCAAGUUUUCCAGCUCCAUCUAAACCCAAUGGAACCAGCAGUCCAAAACCAGGCCAUGGGAUAAUCUCCAUCCAGACGCCCCGCCGUUCCUCCAUCGAAAACACCCUCACACCCUCUACUAUCCCAGCUGAUGUUCCACCAGCACAGGAUAGCCCAUCAGAGCCCAGACCGGCCCCCAGCGGAGCUUCGUCUCCUGGGCUGACAGAACCCAGUGUCACACACACACAGUUCAGAGCCGCGCUGCAGAUGGUGGUAGAUCCAGGAGACCCGCGCUCACUCCUGGAGAACUUCAUCAAGAUCGGAGAGGGCUCGACUGGGGUGGUGUGCAUCGCCAGAGAGAAACACAGCGGACGACAGGUGGCCGUCAAGAUGAUGGACCUGCGCAAACAGCAGAGGAGAGAACUGCUCUUCAAUGAGGUGGUGAUCAUGCGGGACUACAGGCAUCAGAAUGUGGUGGAGAUGUACAAGAGUGCUCUGGUGGGUGAAGAGCUGUGGGUGAUCAUGGAGUACCUGCAGGGCGGCGCUCUCACCAACAUCGUCUCCGAGACCAGGCUGUCAGAGGAGCAGAUAGCGACGGUGUGUGAGUCUGUCCUGCAGGCACUGUGUUAUCUUCAUUCUCAGGGCGUCAUCCACAGAGACAUCAAGAGCGACUCUAUCCUGCUGACACUGGAUGGCAGGGUCAAGCUGUCAGACUUUGGCUUCUGCGCUCAGAUCAGUAAAGACGUUCCUAAGAGGAGGUCUCUGGUCGGGACUCCAUACUGGAUGGCACCGGAGGUGGUUUCUAAGACGCCGUACGGCACUGAGGUGGAUAUCUGGUCUCUGGGCAUCAUGGUGGUGGAGAUGGUUGAUGGAGAACCUCCGUAUUUCAGCGAAACACCAAUUUCUGCUAUGAAGAGACUGAGAGACGAGCCGCCGCCGACUGCUAGAAACGCCAGCAAGAUCUCUCCUGUCCUGCGGGACUUUCUGGACUCUAUGUUGACCCGUGAGCCGCAGCAGAGAUCCAGCGCAUCUGACCUGCUCCAACACCCCUUCCUGCUGCAGUGUUCAUCACCUCGCUGCCUCAUCCCACUGGUGGAGCAGACCCGCAGACGCACAUCCCACUGCUGACACACACACACACACUCUCCCAUUACACCAACCCAGGCUCAUUCUGAUUAUGUACCCCUGUAUACAUUUCUGGAGAGCGCCAAAUAUGUCCCAGGAGCCAUGUUGUUUUUUGCAGUUGUUGUUUUCAUGAAUCCACCAGAGGGCGCUGUGUACGCUUUCAGAUCUCAAAUUUCUCUCCUGAGUCCCUUUCACACCUGCCGUUCUCACGUAAAUCCACCAGAGGCCGCUGUCCGCUGACUGACUGACUGACCCACCCUCCUUUUUCCCUAAACCCAACCAAUAGUGUUUUCAAAAGCAAUCAGAAGAAGAAAAGUCCUCAUGGCAGCCUGAUUCUCACCACGUUUUCAGACUUUACCACAUUCUCACCCUGUUAUUUACUGGUCUAUUUUAUGUUUUGGCAACUGUUUUUGUCUUACUAUCUUUCUUAAACGGUUCUUCACCAGACUCAAACCUCUUCAUCGUGGUCAACUCCUUUCUGCGUGUCCAGUCCACUGAUGUACAUGGCGAGCUACUGGACAAACUGGCAACAGCAGGAAAACUGUCCAUACGGAGGUAAGCGGUCAGCUGCUAGCGCGAAAAGGAUUGUCAUACCACCCCAUAGCGUUCCUUUUAAAGACAAAAUGCGGCCAUACGUACCUCUGGCUACAUAAUUCAUGAUCUCCAGAAAUGUAUACAGGAGGACGUUUUCAGAAUGAGCCUGUGUUGCAUCAUACACUCAUCUACAGUCAUAUCUAUGGACCCUUUUCACAAGGCUGCUAUGCAGGGCUUGACAUUAAUUGAUCAGCCACUGUGGCUAGUAGUUUCCCAACAUUACUAGCCACUCACUAUUUUCACUAGCCACAAUUUUGUUGUUGGGGAAAUAUAUUUUACAUGCAUGAAUUUGACUUUGACAUGCUAAAAUGACUUGAUUUAGAUUGUGCAUUAUCUCCACAUGCCUCCUCAUUCAUUUCACUUUGUGUGUGUGUGUGUUGUGUAUGACUUUAACUCAAUGUGCAUGAGCAAAUGGGUCAUUGUUUCAUAGUGUCGUAUUACAAUUAGUUUUUAUUUCACAGGACUUUUCAGAGCCCAAAAUUAAGGAUUUACCUAAUUUAUCUCUCCAAACAUAAAUAAUUAAUUAUUUUAAACGUGUCAAACCAAGCUAAAUAUAGCUGGAUACUAUACUUUUUAUUUAACACAACGUUUCUUAAAGAAACAACAACACAAAACAAAAAACCGUUGACAAAUAAUAAUAAUUAUUGUCAUGUAUCUAAAAUAUGCACAGUAAUCUGUCCUGGCUAAAGGUCCCAGAUCACUCAUAAAUGGGAAGUUAAUAUCCUAUUAAAGCAAUAUUAUUGUUAAAAAAAUUAUAAUUAAACCACAUUAACAAAAAUAACUGUAAGCUAAAGAAAGCAGGUAAAAAAAACAUACUUACUGUGUGACAAUUAAUGAUGGAUGAACACACACACACACACACGGUUAAUGUUAGACCUAUUAAUAAUCAGAUCAAAUAAUGGUUAAAGCGAAAGCAACCGGCGCUGCUUACAAAAAGACAAAUCUGGAGCUUUUGAAAGCAGCGAGACAUGCUGUGUGUGCAUGCUCAUCACUUUUUGUCUAGUCUAUUUGACAGAGAACCGAUCACACUAGUUGCGUUUCUAGGUGAGGUUGCUUCACGCAAGGAAACGGGAGCGCACAUCACAUCAGCUGUUGGCACGAGUGAUCAUUCUCUCUUUCCGUAUUCACCUGCUUUCUUUUGCUCGCGCGAACACUAUUAUUUUUGUCAGUCGUGCUGCUUCUCGAUUCUAAGAUCGCAUUUGUAUGCAUGUUAGGCCAUCUUUAUUGUCGAAUCCUGCUUUAAAAAAACUUCAACUUUAAAAUUAUUUUCAAACAGCCAAAGUGGCUAAUGAGAGCGGCUGUCUAACCCGCCACAGCUGAAAUCUACCUGCUAUUAGCGGGUGUUAAUGUAAAGCCCUGCUGCUAUGACACAUUUAACGGUCAUCAUGAUCUUAAAUAUUUAGAUUUCUUUUAAAACACACGUUCAUGUUCAUCCAGAAACUCAACAAUACACUCUGUUCAGAUUGACUCCCCUUUGGUGAUGUUGGUGUCUGUUUUUGCCCUAUUGACCUCCAUUAUAAUCACAUGUAUUGAUUGUAAACCUCUGACAGCAUAUAAUCAUGCAUUCCUGAUUGCUGCUGUUGGAAAGAGACAAUGUGUUGUUUUAACUGUUGAUCAUCUGUUGUAGUGCAAAAAAAAGAAGAUAUUUUCAUCAUAAUGCUCAGCCCUUAAUAUACUGUAUGCAUGACAUGAAUGCUAGUUUUAAUAAUAAUAAUAAUUUCAAACACUUCUAUAGCAUUUUUCUGGCCACUCAAAGUGCUUUACACAUUGGGCAGGAUCUCCUCAUCCACCACCAGUGUGCAGCAUCCACCUGGAUGACGCGACUGCAGCCAUAUUCCGCCAGACCGCACACCAGCUAAUUGGUGGUGAGGAGACAGAGUGAUGAAGCCAAUUACAAUAUGGGGAUUGUUAGAAGGCCAUGAUGGACAGAGGCCUGUGGGCAAAUUUGGCCAGGAUGUCGCGGUUAAACCCCUACUCUUUUACCAAGGACAUCCUGGGAUUUUUAACGAGCACAGAGAGUUAAGACCUCGGUUUAACAUCUCAUCUGAAAGACGGCGCUCACUGAGCAAUAUAGAGUCCUCAUCAAUAUACUGGGGCAUUAGGACCCACACAGACCACAGGUUGAGCGCCCCCUUCUGGCCUCACUAACACCUUUUCUGGAAGCAACCCAUGUGGUCUCCCAUCCAGGUACUGAUCGGGGAACCCUGCUUAGCUUCAGUGGGCGACCAUGUGAGAGCUGCAGAGAGCUAGCUGCCGGUUUUGUUACUAUUUAACUAUUACUAUUUGACGUAAUGAUCAAGCAGAAAAACAGCACAUUGUUAAUCCACUGCACAAAACCGUUGACUAAUUAUUAAGUGUGCAAUAUCGAGAUGUUCGAUGGUGAGUUCAUUGAAUGCAUCGUUUGAAACUGUUCAGGAACAUGCAUUAGGAGUAACUGUGGAAUGAUAAAAGUAUCUGUUAGCGUUCCCUCUUUUCAGAUCCAGCAGAUUGUGAAGACACUGGCUGCGUCUGAAACCGCCUACUACUCAGUAGGUACUGCAUUUGAUUUAAACGUACUACUCGGCCAUUAGAGAAGUACGCUCUAUUCAGUAUGAAUGUGAAAAGUAUGAAUGGAAUUCGAAUGUACCACAUCCGCCAUUUUGUCAUGGUCAUGUGACCUACCUGCGUCAGUUGCGUCGCUUCACUCCCAUUCAUGAAUUCUCUCGUGGGGCAUACUUCUCGCAUACUGAUUAUCGAAUUCUGUGAAUUCAGACGUACUACUCGGCUCGCAUACUGAUUUUAGCGUACUGUAUAGUAUGGAAGUAUGCGGUUUCGGAUGCAGCGACUGUGUUUUAUCUUUGUCUUCAGAGAUAGAAGAGGACAAUAAAUGAUCUUUAUAAGUCAUGCUGUAAAUAUUUGGCAUUUUGAACUUAUUUGUUUCUUUAAACACUUUCAUUCAGACUACUGGAAGGAAAACAUUGUUACGACUUUAGGGAUUACGCUGUAGCAGAAAUGGGUUUGGUUACUGUGAGCGGGAAAAUAUGGAUGAAAUAAACAAUGUUAUAAAAAUGUGUCGGACCAGAGGGAUUCAGCAAAAGUGAAAGUAUUUAUUAUGUUUGGAAACAUCUUAAGGAAUAGUCAGUCUAAAUAAUAAGAAAUUAUUUUAACAAUCAGGUUUCAGAUAGGUAUUUUCAAAGUUAUACAAAGUUCACCUCUUGUGUGCUGUUGGGUCGUUUUCAUCUACUCUGAGGUGACUUUAAUUUAGCCACUACUUUCUCUGUGUUUCAGCAAAUGGGAUGAUUUUUGCUGAUAAAUCUUAUUUUGACUCAUAUUUUGGGAAAAUGCUUUGAAAUUUUUAAAAACAACAACACACUCUGGGCAGAUUGACUCUCCUUUGGUUAUGUUGGUGCUGUUUUUGCUCCAUUGACUUCCAUUAUAAUCACAUUUAUUGAUUGUAAAGCCAUGACAGCAUAUCAUCAUGCAUUCUUGAUUGAUACUGGUUUUCCCUGUUGGCAUUAAGAGGAACAAUGUAUCAUAUACUGUUGUUCAUCAAAAAAAAAAAAAAAAAGCUUAGUUUCUGGCUUUUAUAUGGAGUUGUGUGUGUGUGUGUGUGUGUGUGCGUGCGUGCGUGCGUGCGUGCGUGUGUGUGUGUGAGAGAGAUAAACCUUUUUGCACUUAUUUUAUUAUAUUCUUUAGCACAAUACAUUUUGGUGAUAGUUGGUCAGAAUUAUUCGCCCUCUUUGUUUUUUUUUUUUGUUUUUUCAGAUUUCAGAAUUUCUCACAGUAUUUCCUCUAAUAUUUUUUCUUCUGGAGAAAGUCUUAUUUGUUUUAUUUCAGCUAGAAUAAAAGCAGUUUUUAAUUGUUUUAAAGCCAUUUAAGGUCAAUAUUAUAAGCCCCUUAUUAGUUUUGGAUUGUCUCCAGAACAAACCAUCAUUAUACAAUAACUUGCCUAAUUACCCUAACCUGCCUAGUUAACCUAAUAACCUAGUUAAGCCUUUAAAUGUCACUUUAAGCUGUAUAGAAGUGUCUUGAAGAAUAUCUAGUCUAAUAUUAUUUACUGUCAUCAUGACAAAGAGAAAAUAAAUCAGUUAUUAGAGAUGAGUUAUUAACACUAUUAUGAUCAGAAAUGUGUUGAAGAAAUCUGCUCUCUGUUAAACAGAAAUUGGGGGACAAAUAUACAGGGGGGCUAAUAAUUCUGACUUCAACUGUAAGCCUUCUUUCAGACUAGUGGAGGGAAAACUAGGGCUUAAGCUUUAACAGUGAAAAUGUGGAUGAAAUAAUGUUGUAAAAAUGUGUUGAGCCAGAGAGAUUCGGUAAAAGUGAAAGUAUUUAUUGGUGUUUAGGAAUCUCUUCAGGGACAGACAAGGCUAAAAUAGUAAUACAUUACUUAAAGGGCACCUAGGUUAGCGGUUUUUUCAGAUUUAAUAUGUUUUGUGUCUCCAGAAAGUGUGUGUAAAGUUUCAGCUCAAAAUACCCAUCAGAUUAUUUAUCAUAGCUUUUAUUAAAUUCCUAUUUAUACAUUUUUUCACUGGGUGGUGGUUUUGGUGUGCUGCUCCUUUAAGGCUAGUCCUCCCCGCCCACCGUUUCUACGUGCCUGUCAGCGUGCCUUAAUCUCCUCCCUCGGCAGCGUCAGACAACAGACAGAUUUAAAGGAAGCAGAUCUCACAUAGCGUCUGUGAGAAAUACUACAGUAAGAACUUUACCAAUCAGUAUUUAUUGUGCAGUUGCAUGGUCACGCACACACACACACACACACACAGACAGAGCGCCUGUUUAGCUUUGCACUCUUUUUGCACGCAAAUGUGACAGGAUACAGGUUAAUCUCCACUGCUGUGUGAAUAUCUCUUAUGUUCAUGUACAGAAUAAACCUGAAUUAACGUCCACAAA